ACCUAGCUUUAAAGAUGGAAAAGUGUCCUUAAAAACAUUCUGUAUCGAUCCUAAACUUAACCACAGAAAACAGUAAUUAACAAUCAUGAAGGUGGUUUAGGAGAAUUCUCAGAUCCCUGUAGCUUGUUAGAGAGAAAACACGGUGGUUUGGUAACUUUGCUGAAGCACCACCUAGGUUUGAUGAAUGAAGUUCUAGCAUGUCUUUGAAGUAAGGAGAAAAUGGUUUUUGACUAGUUCUCAUAGUAAAGAAACCCACAAACACAUUUGAGUAGUACUUGGCCCCCUCAAAUCCAGCAGCAGUGCAAGAUUCUGUAAAAUUCCAUGUGCCUGGACAGAUGAGGCCUCAGUGAGAUGAGUGCUGAGGUGAGCAAAAAUUCGUUAUGCCUUCCAGGUCUGCUGUUUAAUUUAAUUUUCCUCUCAAACUGACCAUCUGGCGAGUUCUACACGCCAGUGUAGACACCAAAUUUACCCAGAUGGUGCAGUUCAGAAGUCUUGCAAGUGUUUAUAAUGGGAUAUUUUAGCAUUUAGUUUAUAUACCUGUGAAGAAACCAGGACAAAUUCAGUAUUUGCAGGAAUAAUUGUAGCAUCACUUUGCAGUGGAGGAAACUUUAACAAUUUGGCUUAGGCAGGAUGUGCUUUUCUGCUCAGAAACAGCCCUGGAGCAAAAAACAGCUGUAAUUGUGUGUUGGGUUGGGAGAAACCAAGAAGAACAAUGAAAUGAUAGAUGAAGUCUGGCUUUAGGUCAGGAGAUGAAAGGUUAUAGGGAAUGUUGUGCAUCGAGUGAGAUGCAUCAAGUGGUCUCGGAAGUUCCAAGACCUGGAUUUCAAUCCUGUACAGCCCGGAGGUGCUGCAGGUGUCUUGGUUUUGUGUCCCCCGUGGGCGAGGGUGUUGAUCUUGCACUGGGUGCCGGGUUCCCGGGGACAGCCAAAGCGCGGUGGCAAUUCCAGGCGGGAAGCCCCCGUUCUGGUGUCCCUGUGCCACGCUGCCCACCCCCGCGCCAGCCAGCCCUGGGGCCGCGCUGCAGCCCCCGCGCUGCAGCCCCCGCGCUGCAGCAGCAGGGCAGGAGGGGCCGCGGGUCUCCGAGGCGCCCGACGGGGCCUCCCGCCGUGGCGGCUGCGGCGCAGGCCGCGCUUGCCCGCUCCCCCGGGGGCGGGGUGUGCGUGUGACCCGCGGAAGCAGUCGCCGCCGCCGCCGCCUUCCGGGCCCGCCGGGCGGGGCGAUGCCGCUGGUGGUGCUGUGCGGGCGGGCGGGCAGCGGCCGCAGCCGCCGGGCCGCGGAGCUGCGGGAGGCGCUGGGCGGGCCCGAGCGGCAGGCGCACGUCGUGGCCGAAGCGGAGGGCGGGCGGGCGGCGCUGCGGGCCGAGGUGGAGCGGCGGCUGAGCCGGCGGGAUGUGGUGAUCGUGGACGCGGGUAACGAGCUGCGGAGCAUCCGCUACGAGCUGUACUGCUUGGCGCGGCAGGCGGGCACGGCCCGCUGCCUGCUGCACUGCGCCGGCGGCUCCGACGGCCCCGACCAGCCGCCCUUCGAGGCGCCCGACCCGCGCAACCGCUGGGACCAUCCGCUGUUCACGGUGCGCGGGGAGGAGCCGCUGCCGCUGCCCGCCAUCCGCGCCGCGCUGUUCCGCAGCGCCCCGCCGCCGCCGCACCGCGCCACCCGCGCCCAGCCCCUCCAGUCCAGCGGCUUCCUGCACCGCCUCGACCGCGCCACGCAGGAGGUGCUGGCCGCCGUCGUGGCCGCGCAGAGGAGCGGCGCCCAGCCCGGCCAGGAGGUCCGGGUGCCCGGCGUCGCCGAAGGGCUGGUGCUGAGCCGGCCCGUCAGCAUGGCCGAGCUGAGCCGGCUGCGGAGGCAGUUCCUCAGCUACACCAAGAUGCAGCCCAGUGACGAGAACUUGUCCCAGUUGGCCAGCAUGUUCCUGCAGUACCUGAGCCGCAGCAUCCAGUGAGCCCUGUCGCCUGAGCCGCGCAGAGCAGCAGCCGUGCUCGGGUCCCGAAGUACUUGGAGCAGUCAGAACAUGCCUUCCAGCCACAACCCCCCCCGGAGCCCGGGUCCCACCUGUCGCACGUCAGAUGCAACAAGAGCAGCUCUGGGAAGAUGGAUGCUACGUCCCUGCAGCAGCUGAGCAAGCUCCAUUGCUAAGAGGAUCUGUAGGGACGCUGUUCACCCCCCACAUCCUCCUCGCUUGGGUCUUUCAAAAGGGAGAGCUACUCCUGCAUCCCCAAGCAAGUGGAGUCUUCUGUGGAGACCUAGAGCCCAGCAAUCAGCUGGUGUCUGAACAUGAAAGCCCAUGUUUUCCCCUUCACAUUGGGAUGUGUGUAUCUUGAAUAAGAAGAUUCUUUUUCCAAAACUGCCUCCCGAUAAUGUCAAACUGCAGGAGAGACUUCAGUUCUGGAGCUGGAACAACUUAUAUUUUUUAGGAUGUGACUCUUUCAAAAUACCCUGCUGAACCUGAGAGGUGGAUAUGCAAACUGGGCAACAGAAAGGUGCUUAGCUUAGGAAACUCACCUCUUUGUUUCAGGUUUAGCAAUAAAAUUUGUGCCUUAAAUGGAACAAAGUCCUUAAUUUACUGCAGGAGUAACUUUUUCGAAGCAGUGCUGUGUCUUUUCUCUGCAAGGUCCUCAUUUUAAAAACACUAGUUGUUUAAGUGCUCUUGUAGGACAGUGAGCUAAAAUGGGAAUGUCUGUUCUGGGUGAAACUCUCCCAUGGGUCUGUAUGUGCUGUGAUGGGUAACUCAGUUUUGUGCUUCUUUUCAACUAAUUUCAGUCUUUGCUAUACCACAUAUUAGCUUAUAUGAACUUUUCACUUUCUGGUGGAUGCUUCGUCCCUCAUUUUAAUAAAUUGUGGCUUUUGGUCUUAA
Messenger RNA from Apus apus (common swift), 2854 nucleotides. It is a transcript of the gene KTI12, whose product is annotated as KTI12 chromatin associated homolog. The transcript has a single exon. Lineage: Eukaryota; Metazoa; Chordata; Aves; Apodiformes; Apodidae. Bases 1220 to 1942 code for a protein of 240 amino acids. The record is from RefSeq and is a predicted model, not a curated record.